UAUAUGGAGGAGUAGUAAUUUCAGGGGUUCAUUUCUCUCUUAUACCCUCCCUACUAAUGUGAAAAUAACAUUGUUUCACUCUAAGGAAAGUCAGAUUCUACUAUAUUAUUAAUCCCUGUCACUGUAUUUUUAGGAGGUCACCCAUCAGGAUCCUGCAAGCUCUCUCCUCAUGCCUGUGUCACACUGGCUUCAUGGCAGAUAAUAACCACUCUCACUUCCAACACCCUUACUUUGUCUUAACGGGAAUUCCAGGGCUUGAACAAAAGUAUUACUGGAUAGCAUUCCCACUGGGUGCUAUAUAUGUCAUUGCCCUCUUUGGCAAUGGUGUUAUCAUCUCUACCAUCAAGUCUGAAUCAUCCCUGCAUAUCCCCAUGUACUAUUUUCUCUGCAUGCUGGCCCUGGCAGACAUGGGACUUACCCUCUGUACUCUGCCCUCUAUGCUAGGCAUAUUCUGGUUUAACUAUAAGUCCAUUGCCUUUGAUUCCUGCCUUGUUCAGAUGUACUUCAUUCACACCUUCUCAGCCAUUGAAUCUGGUGUACUGGUGGCCAUGGCCUUUGAUCGGGUUGUAGCCAUCUGGAACCCCCUCAGGUAUGGGACCAUCAUAACCAAUGGUGUGGUCUGCAGAGCUGGGACAGUCAUCUUGACAAGGGCAGUCUGUGUGGUCUUCCCUGUGCCUUUCCUCAUCAAGCGACUUCCCUUCUACCACUCCAACAUCCUCUCCCACUCCUUCUGCCUUCACCAAGAUGUCAUGCGCCUUGCCUGUGCCAGCACUCGUAUCAACAGUCUCUAUGGCCUUAUUGCUGUCAUCUUCACCAAGGGUUCUGACUCCCUCUCUAUCCUCCUCUCCUAUGUGUUCAUACUCCGAGCGGUAAUGGCCAUUGCCUCAGGGGAGGGCCGGCUGAAAGCACUCAACACCUGUGUUUCACAUAUCUGUGCUGUACUCAUCUUCUAUGUUCCACUCAUUGGGCUGUCUGUCAUCCAUCGUUUUGGAAAGCAUCUUUCACCACUGACUCAUGUCCUCAUGGCUAAUGCCUACCUUCUUGUACCCCCUGUGCUAAACCCUGUAGUCUAUACCGUGAAGACCAAGGAGAUGAGAAAGAAAAUAAUUCAAAUAUUUGUUCAAACCAAGAUCACUGCAGAGGGUUAG
Messenger RNA from Acinonyx jubatus (cheetah), 1148 nucleotides. RefSeq names its product olfactory receptor 51H1-like. Gene Ontology annotation, biological process: G protein-coupled receptor signaling pathway. Lineage: Eukaryota; Metazoa; Chordata; Mammalia; Carnivora; Felidae. The transcript has a single exon. Gene Ontology annotation, cellular component: membrane. Gene Ontology annotation, molecular function: G protein-coupled receptor activity; olfactory receptor activity. Bases 192 to 1148 code for a protein of 318 amino acids. The record is from RefSeq and is a predicted model, not a curated record.